Argiope bruennichi is the source of this 3924-nucleotide messenger RNA. Its product is annotated as fibroin heavy chain-like. The coding region runs from base 37 to 3924 and encodes 1295 amino acids. Lineage: Eukaryota; Metazoa; Arthropoda; Arachnida; Araneae; Araneidae. The transcript is spliced from 7 exons. The record is from RefSeq and is a predicted model, not a curated record.
CUGAUGUAUCACUGCAGUUUGUAGUAAAGAGAAAAGAUGGAUAUUUUCUCUAUGCUCCUGCCUCUCCUAAUACUGACUCUUGGAUUCAAUUCUGCUCACGGUUCAUCGUGUAUAGAAAAAUGCAAAUUCGACAAACCUUGUAACAAGACUGAUUUCGUCCAGAACACCCCGUGUUCUUAUUCCUGCGUCUGUGAUGGAGAGUACACUUACUAUGUGGAAGAAACCUUCACAGAAUGCGGAAGGGGAAAACGGUGCUACCAAGGCGAAUGCCUCAAUGAAGUGCCAAACCGUUGCCAAAAUUACUAUGGAAGUGAUUAUCGUGGACUUUUGAAUCCGAGCAAUCCUUGCGUCUAUUACUGUUUAAACGUCUAUUCACCUUGCAUAAUUUAUGAAGAAAAUGUUGCCAACGGCGGAAGGUGUUAUACAUACUCAAACACUGCAGGGAAUUGCUUCAAAGGAAGAUGUGUAGAAGACGGAAGAAGAGCUAACGCUGCAUCAAGAGCAGCAGCUGCAUCGGAUAGAGGGGGAUCAGUCGCUGCAUCAGGAUCAUCAGCUGCUGCAGACGGAAGAGGAGCUAGCGCUGCAUCAGGAGCAGCAGCUGCAUCGCAAAGAGGGGGAUCACUCGCUGCAUCAGGGUCAACAGCUGCUGCAGACGGAAGAAGAGCAAACGCUGCAUCAGGAGCAGCAGCUGCAUCGCAAAGAGGGGGAUCACUCGCUGCAUCAGGAUCACCGGCUGCUGCAGACGGAAGAGGAGCUAGCGCUGCAUCAGGAGCAGCAGCUGCAUCUCAAAGAGGAGGAUCACUCGCUGCAGCAGGAUCAACAGCUGCUGCAGACGGAAGAAGAGCAAACGCUGCAUCAGGAGCAGCAGCUGCAUCGCAAAGAGGGGGAUCACUCGCUGCAUCAGGAUCAACAGCUGCUGCAGACGGAAGAGGAGCUAGCGCUGCAUCAGGAGCAGCAGCGGCAUCGGAUAGAGGGGGAUCACUCGCUGCAUCAGGAUCAUCAGCUGCUGCAGACGGAAGAGGAGCUAGUGCUGCAUCGCAAAGAGGGGGAUCACUCGCUGCAGCAGGAUCAACAGCUGCUGCAGACGGAAGAAGAGCAAACGCUGCAUCAGGAGCAGCAGCUGCAUCGCAAAGAGGGGGACCACUCGCUGCAUCAGGAUCAUCAGCUGCUGCAGACGGAAGAGGAGCUAGCGCUGCAUCAGGAGCAGCAGCUGCAUCUCAAAGAGGGGGAUCACUCGCUGCAGCAGGAUCAACAGCUGCUGCAGACGGAAGAAGAGCAAACGCUGCAUCAGGAGCAGCAGCUGCAUCGCCAAGAGGGGGAUCACUCGCUGCAUCAGGAUCAACAGCUGCUGCAGACGGAAGAGGAGCUAGCGCUGCAUCAGGAGCAGCAGCUGCAUCGGAUAGAGGGGGAUCACUCGCUGCAUCAGGAUCAUCAGCUGCUGCAGACGGAAGAGGAGCUAGCGCUGCAUCGCAAAGAGGGGGAUCACUCGCUGCAGCAGGAUCAACAGCUGCUGCAGACGGAAGAAGAGCAAACGCUGCAUCAGGAGCAGCAGCUGCAUCGCAAAGAGGGGGACCACUCGCUGCAUCAGGAUCAUCAGCUGCUGCAGACGGAAGAGGAGCUAGCGCUGCAUCAGGAGCAGCAGCUGCAUCUCAAAGAGGGGGAUCACUCGCUGCAGCAGGAUCAACAGCUGCUGCAGACGGAAGAAGAGCAAACGCUGCAUCGCCAAGAGGGGGAUCACUCGCUGCAUCAGGAUCAUCUGCUGCUUCAGACGGAAGAGGAGCUAGCGCUGCAUCAGGAGCAGCAGCUGCAUCUCAAAGAGGGGGAUCACUCGCUGCAGCAGGAUCAACAGCUGCUGCAGACGGAAGAAGAGCAAACGCAGCCUCAGAAGCAGCAGCUGCAUCGGAUAGAGGGGCAUCACUCGCUGCAUCAGGAUCAUCAGCUGCUGCAGACGGAAGGGGAGCAAGCGCUGCAUCAGGAGCAGCAGCUGAAUCGCAAAGAGGGGGAUCACUCGCUGCAUCCGGAUCAACAGCUGCUGCAGACGGAAGAGGAGCUAGCGCUGCAUCGCAAAGAGGGGGAUCACUCGCUGCAGCAGGAUCAACAGCUACUGCAGACGGAAGAAGAGCAAACGCUGCAUCAGGAGCAGCAGCUGCAUCGCAAAGAGGGGGACCACUCGCUGCAUCAGGAUCAUCAGCUGCUGCAGACGGAAGAGGAGCUAGCGCUGCAUCAGGAGCAGCAGCUGCAUCUCAAAGAGGAGGAUCACUCGCUGCAGCAGGAUCAACAGCUGCUGCAGACGGAAGAAGAGCAAACGCUGCAUCAGGAGCAGCAGCUGCAUCGCCAAGAGGGGGAUCACUCGCUGCAUCAGGAUCAUCUGCUGCUGCAGACGGAAGAGGAGCUAGCGCUGCAUCAGGAGCAGCAGCUGCAUCGGAUAGAGGGGGAUCACUCGCUGCAUCAGGAUCAUCAGCUGCUGCAGACGGAAGAGGAGCUAGCGCUGCAUCAGGAGCAGCAGCUGCAUCGCAAAGAGGGGGAUCACUCGCUGCAGCAGGAUCAACAGCUGCUGCAGACGGAAGAAGAGCAAACGCUGCAUCAGGAGCAGCAGCUGCAUCGCAAAGAGGGGGAACACUCGCUGCAUCAGGAUUAACAGGUGCUGCAGACGGAAGAAGAGCAAACGCUGCAUCAGGAGCAGGAGCUGCAUCGCAAAGAGGGGGAUCACUCGCUGCAUCAGGAUCAACAGCUGCUGCAGACGGAAGAAGAGCAAACGCAGCCUCAGAAGCAGCAGCUGCAUCGCAAAGAGGGGGAUCACUCGCUGCAGCAGGAUCAACAGCUGCUUCAGACGGAAGAAGAGCAAACGCUGCAUCAGGAGCAGCAGCUGCAUCGCAAAGAGGGGGAUCACUCGCUGCAUCAGGAUUAACAGGUGCUGCAGACGGAAGAAGAGCAAACGCUGCAUCAGGAGCAGGAGCUGCAUCGCAAAGAGGGGGAUCACUCGCUGCAUCAGGAUCAUCAGCUGCUGCAGACGGAAGAGGAGCUAGCGCUGCAUCAGGAGCAGCAGCUGCAUCUCAAAGAGGGGGAUCACUCGCUGCAGCAGGAUCAACAGCUGCUGCAGACGGAAGAAGAGCAAACGCAGCCUCAGAAGCAGCAGCUGCAUCGGAUAGAGGGGCAUCACUCGCUGCAUCAGGAUCAUCAGCUGCUGCAGACGGAAGGGGAGCAAGCGCUGCAUCAGGAGCAGCAGCUGAAUCGCAAAGAGGGGGAUCACUCGCUGCAUCCGGAUCAACAGCUGCUGCAGACGGAAGAAGAGCAAACGCUGCAUCGCAAAGAGGGGGAUCACUCGCUGCAUCAGGAUCAUCAGCUGCUGCAGACGGAAGAGGAGCAAGCGCUGCAUCAGGAGCAGCAGCUGCAUCGCAGAGAGGGGGAUCACUCGCUGCAUCAGGAUCAACAGCUGCUGCAGACGGAAGAAGAGCAAACGCUGCAUCAGGAGCAGCAGCUGCAGGAGAUAGAGGUGUAGGGAUAGGAAUUGGAGCUGGAAGAGGAAGGGGAAGUGGGUACGCCGCAAUCUCUGGAUCAGUAGCUGGGGCAGGAAGAGGAUUAGGAAGUGUAGCAGCUUUUGGACAUGAAUCAGGAGAAGGAACCGUUUACGGAUCAAGAGUCGGAACAUUAAGAAGCGGAAUUACAAGAGGAUCAAAUGUCAUCUACAAUUACAACGACGCUGGUAAUUCUGCCUUCUCAGGCAGUUACGCAAACAACGGAGAAAGGGGAGGCAACUACUUCUACGAAACACCGGAUUACUCAGCUGACACAGGAGAAGGAGGAGCAAGCAGUUACUCACAAAGCAGUAACUUUAAUAAUGAAUAUGGAGGAUUUUUGAAUGGCCCGAUAUAUUCGAGUUAUAUAGAUCCAUCGGUUGGUGACUAUGAUUACGAAAUUUAUUAG